Cutaneotrichosporon oleaginosum is the source of this 1487-nucleotide messenger RNA. NCBI's taxonomy places the organism in Eukaryota, Fungi, Basidiomycota, Tremellomycetes, Trichosporonales, Trichosporonaceae. The record is from RefSeq and is a predicted model, not a curated record.
AUGUCGCAGUCACCACUCGCCCGUAAGCGCAAGUCGCUUUCGGCCUUCUCGCGCGCACCCUCACAGCUUUCACGCUCGGUUACGGCUGGAGCCCUAAACGAGGCCGGCGGGCCCAGUCCGAAGCCCCAAUCUUCCUCAGACCAGAAUGCGUUCGCGACGCCGCCCCGAGAACGGCGCAGCCGGCGCGAGCGUGACGGCACACCGACGCCAGCGCCGCGCCAGCACCGCAUCAUUUACUCGCCCUUCGCAACCCCACCUGCGGGCCUCAGUCGCUCCUCCUCCAUCCCCUUUGACAUGGCAGCGUCGGCGGCUGCCGCACGCCAAGUAAAUGACCGCCCACGUGUUGCAACGCGAAGUGGAAGCUCGCCGGACAAGAAGCCGCGUUUCGUACGCCGCAAGGCCCUCUGGCAGCGGAUCUUGGAGUCGCCAGGUAACGCACUCGAUACGGCACUCUUUCACGUCCCAAACAGCGUGGAGGAGGUCCUUCCACCCGCUAGAUGGGCCAACCCGAUCGCGCUGGCUCUAUACGUCGUACAUUGGUUGCUGCUUGCACCGCUGCGUGCGGUCAAGUCCGAGGCUGUGCUCAAGGGCGAGCGCGAAGUUGUUGACUCGAUUGGGAACCGGUGGGAGCGGCGCGACGCCUCCGCGCGCUCGGGAGUCGCUGGGUACCGAGUGGCAAUGCUUUACACCGUCCUCUUGUUCGUGCUCGCUGGCGCAAACGCCGCGUGGCUCUUCACCCGCUAUCGCACGUACGAUAUGCAGUUGCGCUCUGGCAAAGAGCCGCUGCGCAGUCCACAUGCGUCGCCGGUGCCUGCCCCAAAGGUGCGCGCUUCGGACGGACCGGACGAUCAGCUGCCUGAGCCGGACGAGGCGCCACUGCACAAGGUUGCGCGCCUUGCGGCCAAAGGUCUUUGGGUGCUGCUCAAGUGGGUGUAUCGCUCGAUCCUCGGCGCUGUUGGGGCGCGCCCGCCAGCGACUGUGACCGGCACCAUGCGCGGGAACAGCAUCCAGAGCCUUCGUGUGUGGGACCCGCCCGAGUUCUGCCUAGCGUUCUUUUGUGCGAUGCCGCCCACCGCCCCCCUGAUCGCCUCUUUCCUCACGCGUCAGCACCCGUUCCUCACCCCACUGGUCCUCGCCAUUGCGGCUGCAGUCAUGUCCCACCUUGCGGCUUGUUUCACCCAGCUCGUCAAGGACCGCAUGCUCCUUUCGGCUGAGGUCAUGCGCGAAUACGACCAGCGAUUCGUGUACAAGCGCGUGUUUGCACCCAUGGUGGACCGCGGUGUAGGCACGUCUGAUGGCAAGUUCGCAGUCAUUGCAACACUGACCGCAGCCGUUAUGCUUCCCUAAGGCUUCCGUGUGACGCAGAUCCACUCCAUGUCCAUCGUCCAUAGACUUGCAUCAAUUUCCACCCGCAUCAGCCAAGCUCAUCAGCGCAACUAUAUUGGCACAGGAUGCCACUGCAUGGUAGUACAACAAUGUUACUUAAC